AUGGGGCUCGGAGGAGAAGGCGAUACGGAAGGUCUGCUGGCCCGAGUGCUGGAGUCCCGGAGCAGCGUGACAGCGGUGUUUGGCAAAGACGUGGUGCUCCCCUGCGGCUACCAGGCCACGCCGGGCGAGACGGUGCUGCAGGUCACCUGGCUGAAGCGAGGGGAGGGCGGGCAGAGUGUGGAGCUGGCCAUCCUGAAUUCAGAGCACGGGGUCCACAUCCAGGAGGCCUAUGCAGGCCGGGUGCUGCGCCUGGGGCAGGGCUCCCUGGUCAACGGCUCCGUCCUGCUGAAGAACGCGGUACAGGCCGACGAGGGCAGCUACGAGUGCCACCUCAUCACCUUCCCCCGGGGCAACUUCGAGUCCCACCUGGCUCUCAAGGUCCUAGUGCCCCCGUUGCCGACUCUGAACCUUGGACCCCCGCUUGAGGAAGGUCAGGGCCGCACGUUGGCUGCCUCCUGCACAGCAGAAGGGAACCCCAUCCCCACCGUGACCUGGGAGACCGAAGUCCACGGAACAGCUAAGAAUCAGGAAUCCUCGCAUUCCCGCUCAGCCUCGGUUACCAGCGAAUUCUACCUGGUCCCGGGGCGCAGCAUGCACGGCAAGGCCUUGACCUGUGUGGUUUCCCACCCAGGACUGCAGCAUCAGAAGAGGAUCACCCACACCCUCAGUGUGGCCUACCUCUCUGAUGCCUCCAUCCUGGGUCACGAGCCGGAGCAGGACUGGAUGGAAGGCAAGGAAGGGGCUUCUUUGAAGUGCCUCGGAGAUGGGAACCCACCCCCCAACUACAACUGGUCUCGGCUGAACGAGCCCCUUCCCAGGGGAGUGAGGAUCAAAGGGGACACCUUGCUCUUCCAGAGACCCCUCAGCUCUGAAGAUGGAGGGGUUUACAUCUGCCGAGUGGCCAACAGCUUUGCAGCCAAGGAAGUGAGGGCUACUGUGGGCAUCAAAGGACUCCCAGCUCAGCAGGUGGAUGUGGUCUCCAUCUCCAUGAUUGGCGUGGGCAUCAUUUCGGUGGUCUUGGUCAGCCUGCUGAUCCUGGUGAUCGUCCUCAUGACGUGCUACCACAAGCGGAAAACGAAACGCAUCACAGAGAAAUAUGAGGAAGAACUGACUUUGACCCGGGAAAACUCAAUCCGGCGUCUGCAUUCGAGCCACAGCACGGAGACCCGGCAUCAGAUUGAGGAAAACCUUCCCCUGAGGGCGGAGAGCCGGCAAGGGAGUUUCCGCGGGGACAGCCUGUGCCGGGAAAGCCUCCGAGCGGACAGUCUCUGCCGGGACAGCAGGCAAGGCAGCUUCCGGACAGACAGCUUCCGGGAGACCAGCCUCUGCUCAGUGAUGGGAGAAGACGCUGAGGGACGCAGCUACUCAACCUUAUCCACCGUCCGGGAGAUUGAGACCCAGACCGAGCUUCCCCCGCCGCCCCCCACCCCUGUCCCAGAAGAUCAGAUGGAGGAGAAGGAGAAGGAGAAGGAGAAAGAAGAAGAGGAACAGCGGAACGAUGAAAACAAUAUCAAGCAAGCAAUGACUCACUUUGUCCAAGAGAACGGCACCCUCCGAGCGAAGCCCACCUCCAACGGCAUUUACAUCAACGGACGGGGACACUUGGUCUGA
This is a messenger RNA of Protobothrops mucrosquamatus (brown spotted pit viper), 1611 nucleotides long. It is a transcript of the gene NECTIN4, whose product is annotated as nectin cell adhesion molecule 4. The transcript has 9 exons. The record is from RefSeq and is a predicted model, not a curated record. Gene Ontology annotation, cellular component: adherens junction. Lineage: Eukaryota; Metazoa; Chordata; Lepidosauria; Squamata; Viperidae. The coding region runs from base 1 to 1611 and encodes 536 amino acids. Gene Ontology annotation, biological process: homophilic cell-cell adhesion; heterophilic cell-cell adhesion.